CAUGUGGUCAGACAAUAAAGUGUGAACAAAGGAGACAGAAAAGAUAGAGGCAGAAUGAGGAUGCUUCUGUCUUUAACUAUGCCAAAGGUAUUCAGUAUAUGCAUAUUCUGUCUGUUUAUCGAGUGUCCAGCUUAGUUUUACAAUACUUGUUUCUUUCCAACCCCAACAGUUUGUUUUUCUUUUGUGAAGUGAUGACACCCUUCUUGAUGACAGGUUGCUUUUGGCCUGACAGGCCCAAAAUCAGAGCUCCACGUUGCCAUCAUUUCUGGAAGACCUUGAAGACAUUUAUGACGUCAUCAGAAUUGGUUUUUUUUUAGCCAGCGCUUCACGUUCCUACCCAAACUGUCAAAGUAUGCAUUUUGCACUGCAGUUCUCCCCAGCUUCUUGUGCACCUCCUCACUGGCAGAGCGCAGGAAACUGAAAAGUCCUUGGUUUAAAGUAAGCACUGCUUAAGCACAGCCAACACAUUGGUGUGUUGCCAAUAUGAGUGGCACACUAAUCCAAAACACAGCAUCGUCCCAGCUACUAGGGUGAGCAUUAAUGCUGUCCCAGCUGCUGAGGUUGGGAAUAUUAGGUUUUUUCCUGUAGCUAUCUAGAAGGUGUACAAAUCCUAGCAUAUUUACAUUCCCGUCUCUUAGGUACUUUGAGUAUGUAAUGGCUCAUUUUUCCUCAUUAAAGAGUAAUAUCCUGGAGACCAUCUGGCAAUGUUAAGAACUGACUAUCCCAAACCUCAGCUUUUGUUAGAUAAUAAUGUUUUUUAAUUAAUAUAUCAGAUAGGUACACAGAGCCAUCUUUGGGAGUAAAUAUACUGUUAAGACAAUUCACUAACUCCAUUUAUAUUAAUUAGAAAUGCUUUGUUAAGGACAAUUCCAUGUGCUUUCAAAAAGGAAAGAGUUAAAGAGGCAGGAUGUCCUUACCAAUUGGAAGUUGAUAGUCAUGAGCUUGAAAAUAUAUAGGUUUUGCUGAUGUUUCACUGGGAAAGUUUGGCUUGUAUCAGAUGUGUUCUAGCAAAAGUUUUAAAUAAAGUCUAAAAGAACACUUCACCUAGUAAAGGAAUUGGAUGCCAAUAGUUUCCAAGUUAGUAUUGCAGUUCUUAAAGGUUAUGUCCUUGGCUUAUGGCAUAAAAUCCAAAACUGAGAUUAGACACCUAACAAAGCGUGGCUGGGGAGAUGAGUCAGGUGAUCCUGAGCACCUGACUCAUGAGCAGGGCGCUGGUGCAAGGAGCACUGAGCCGGCCCAGAGGGUAGCUUGACAUUUGCAUGCUUUAACUCUCAGCCCUCUCCAGAGCUAAGGAGAAAGCUUACCUGUCAGCAUUUUCCUUGUUGAUGUAGAAUUGUAUUUGGAAUCCUGUUUAUGUUUUGUUUUGUUUUUCUGUGUUUGUUGGCUAUGAAAGAAAACACAGAUGUGGAAAGCUGCAAGUGAGCCGCUUAUUUACAGUCAGUAGUAUAUCGGAGAUGAAGAACAAUGUCUAAACUACUAGACCUUGUUCCCCAAGUGGGGAGUUGUAGUGCAGUGUGCUGACGUGUAUGCUUUAACCAAGUUUAGGGAGAACAAUAGGAGGAAAAAUACUUAGUAAUUUAAGAAUCCUGUAUAGCUGGGAGGGGGUUAUUUAAGAAUUAAGUCCAUUAGUUAGUAACAAUUGAAUCUAUAAUCUGGAAGCCAUUUCCCUUCAGGUGAACCAAUAUCUCUACUGCAUGAACAGUGAACAAACAGCAGCUUGAAGCUGCCUGUAGUGUACAGUGAAUCCCUGGCCCACUUGACUUAAAGCCUUUUAAGCCUGCCUGCAGUGGUAGGUAACAUGGUACAAAAGACUGUUCAAAAUAAUCCUAAAUUGAACCAAUUGCCAAGCAGUCUGUGAUGAAGAACCAUUUUUGAGUCUUAGUCUUUGCUUCCAGGAUUUGGUGGAUUGUUUUGGUUUUUUUUUGGUAAUAUGAUCUGUUAUUAAUGUAGUAAUGAUAGUCAUUGCUGUGUUAAAAAUCCCCUCACUCUCCACUUCUCUGCAGAGUUGCACACAGUCUGUCAGGUGAAUUAUGGAGAUUCAUGUUCUCUUCAGCAUCAGGCGUGGGACCAGCUGGUGCUGAGGGGAGAGCACUGGAUGAGCUGUAAAGCUGCCAUGGAAGCCUGACAAAUAGAAAAAUACAACAAAGUGAAGAGAAAAUUUACUUCAUGAGAACUGAGCUCUGCUUUCAUUUGCUUUUAAAUUUAUUUGUAUUAGUAGCUGAUUAGUGUCAGAUCAUCUCUGUAGUCUGCUGUGGUGAAAUUACUAGGUUAAGUCUGGAAAAAAUGAAACAGUUAAAAAGAAAAAGAAAAAGCAAUUUUAGUGUUCAGGAAACUCAAACUCUCCUUAAGGAAAUCAGAAAAAGGAGAGAAGUACUCUUUUCGAAGCAACUUAAUACAACAAUUAAUGAGAUGAAACGGAAAGCUUGGGAGGAAAUAGCAGAGUGUGUGAAUGCUGUAGGUGAAGGAGAGCAGAGAACAGGGACAGAAGUGAAAAGGCGAUACCUUGACUGGAGAGCACUCAUGAAGAGAAAACGUCUGAAUGCAAACAUCAAAGUAGUAGGUGCUGGGUUUCAUCUUCCUUCAUCCAAUUUAGAUGACUCUCUCAAUGAAGACAUGGAUGAGAAAAUGGGAUUUGCAAUUGAAUCUAGUUUUGAGUGGCAAAAUAUCACUGACUUCAGAGAAGCUGGUGGAUCUUUAACAGAAAUCAAAGUAGAAGAGGAAGAGGAAGACCCACAGAAUUUUGAAUUUCCUAUUGAGGAAGAAGAAGAAAUAUUGUCAUCAGUUCUGCCAGAUUCAAAAAAGGAAAAUGACCUACCAGACUUCCCCCACAUUGAAGAGUUUGGAAAUCUGAGCUCUGCUCAAGCUAGGCUAGCCUAUGAAGAUUCUCACUUGCUUAUAAAUCUGGAGAAGCAAAAGGUGGAGCUGGAGAAACAGCGACUGGACAUCGAAGCCGAAAGGUUGCAAGUGGAGAAGGAGCGCCUGCAGAUUGAGAAGGAGCGGUUGCGGCACGUUGACUUGGAGCGUGAGCGGCUUCAGAUUGAGAAGGAGCGACUUCAGCUAGAGUGGGAGAAACUCAGGCUAGAGACUCUGCAUGCUGAAAAACCCGCCCUGGAAAAUGACCUCACCCAAACUGAAAAACCCAUCAUGCAGCCUCUGGAUCUAGAAACUGAAAAGUUAAAACUUGAAAAAGAACGUUUGCAAUUAGAGAAAGAGAGGCUGCAGUUCCUAAAGUUUGAGUCAGAAAAGCUGCAGAUUGAGAAGGAGCGCUUGCAAGUGGAGAAGGAGCGCCUUCGAAUUCAGAGAGAGGGUCACUUGCAGUGAACAUCUCAGCUAAGGUGUCAACAUUAGUGUUUUGAUGUUUCUAAAUUAGAAGUAGUUCUUUCCUUGAUACUGAAACUGUCCUAGAGGCUUAACAUUCUUCUGUUCAGAGUUGAAUGUUGAUGUUAAACUGAAAAAAAAAAUGGUGCUCAAUAUGUCAGUGUGCCUACAUAAAUGAUCUUAUGUGUGAAGUUGCUUUUCAAUGUAUCAGAACUUAGUGUUAUGUUCUCUUGUCUUCAGUAUUGUGCAGUAUUAGUUUGGUGUCCUCCCCUCAUAGAGGCCUUGAGAAGAGUCCAGGCUGAACCUUGUACUUUUUGUCACUGUACUAACAGGAAGGAAGGAUCAGAAUAAAUCAUCGUUUGCUGUGAGGACAUAGUGCUGACGAUAGUCUAUAUGGUAAAGGAGUACAAUUUCAGCAGAACACAGGAAUACAGAGUCAUUAUGAGAGCGAUUCAUUAAAUUUUAUUCCCUCCCCCUCUUUCUUUUCUCCAUCCCCAUAAUUGGGAAAAACAGUUGAAGAGUUAUCUAGAAGUUAAAGUGCAAGUUAAAUUCAUUGCAGUUGUGUUUACUGUUGUUCCAUGGCUUGAAAUGAAUGGGAGUGCAGAAAAUAGGUUUGAGUUUUUAUGGUGGUUUUUUUUUUUGUGACAUUCAUAUUAGGCAAAGUUACACAUCAGCCAUACAUACUAUGAGCUGGCCUGUUGGUUUCACUAGGCCAUUAAUAAUGCUGUAUGGAGUAGAGCACCUGUGUUAGCAUAGGACAGGGAUUUACUGAUUGAUCAGGCAUGCUGUCUAAUGAGUCUGAUGACCCCCUGAAGGAAAUUGCUAGACCUUGUUUGUCCUUGGAAAGCAGUAGCUGGUGAUAGGAAUCUCAGAAAUGGAGACUGAGCACAACCCAAGAACCUCUGAGUUUGAACGCUUCUACACUCACUGCUGGUUCUGCCUGGCCAGCACCAAGAUCUGGCUGCAAGGCAGCCAGAAGACACUUCUGUGGCUCUCUGUAUAAUAUAUUUUAAUUAAACAAACAGAAAUGGUUAGUGCUGAAGGCUGUUAGUAUUUUUCAUAGGCAAUGUAGUCAUAUAACAAAAAGCAAAAAAAAAAAAAAAGCCAAGGAAGGAAACUUUCUAUUAUUUCAUAUGUGUUUAAAUCCCAACUGAGCCAGACUUCACCUCUCUCAUCUUUCUGCAAGUAACUGUCUUGUUAACUCCAUUGGAAAUGUAGAACUGUGGGAAAAAUAAGUCUAAACAUAUGUUGAGUGACUUAGGUGAAUUUGUGUGCAAGUAAAUAAUAUUUAUACCACUACAGGUUUACUUUUAUUCUGCAAAGAUUAUUUUUUUAUUACUGAAACAGGCGUGCUUCUACAGUGGAAAUAAAUUUGACUACUACACUCCAAAA
This is a messenger RNA of Pyrgilauda ruficollis (rufous-necked snowfinch), 4710 nucleotides long. It is a transcript of the gene MSANTD4, whose product is annotated as Myb/SANT DNA binding domain containing 4 with coiled-coils. The transcript is spliced from 3 exons. Lineage: Eukaryota; Metazoa; Chordata; Aves; Passeriformes; Passeridae. The record is from RefSeq and is a predicted model, not a curated record. Bases 2284 to 3321 code for a protein of 345 amino acids.